GGCGGGGGGCGGCGGCAGCAACGCUGAGGCUGUGAGCGAGCGAGUGCCAUGGCCGGAGCCCGCUGAGAGCCACAAUAGCAGCGAGCCGGAGCGCGACCCCGCCGUCCGCCGGGACCCCCCCGCUUCUCCUGAGGCAGCCGCCGCCGCUCCAGCCCCGUUCCGCCCCUCGCAGCGCCAGCCUCCGUCGCUAUCUCACCUCCCGGCCGCUCCGCUGCUCCCCCUCGGCUCGGCCCGCACUCCUCCUCCUCCUCCUCCUCUUCCUCCUCCUCCUCCCCGAGCCGCCUCCUCAGGGCCCCCUCCGCCAGGGCUCCGCCGGGAAUGUGAGAGCGAGGCAGCGGCCAUCGCAGGCAGGGGCCGCGCCGAGUGCAUGGGACUGAGCGGAGCCCGCGCCUGAAGCCGCCGCCAAACGCCGCCCUGCGCCGGGGGAAGGCCGCCGCCAACGCCGAGGCCUACAGGCUGCGGGCCUACUACGAGGCUACGGGCCUACUCCGGGCUCCCGGCGUACCGGCUGCGGCCGUACUACAAGCUCCGGGCGUACAGGAUCCGGCGCCGCCGCCGCCGCAGGGAGCGAGCCCGGCGCCUCCCGCCCUCGGGCAGCCGCCAAGCAGCGGCCGCGCUCCGCCGAAGCCCGGCUCAGGCCGCCGCCCGCCCCCGCCCCGUCUCCGGCUUCUCAACCAGGAGGGUCAAGGGAUAUGUCCUCAGCACCAACUACUCCUCCAUCAGUGGAUAAAGUAGACGGAUUUUCUCGGAAGUCCGUCAGGAAAGCUAGACAGAAGAGGUCACAAAGCUCCUCCCAGUUUAGGUCUCAGGGCAAGCCUAUUGAGUUAACUCCCCUGCCUCUGCUGAAAGACGUUCCAUCUUCAGAGCAGCCUGAACUGUUCCUAAAGAAACUUCAACAGUGCUGUGUCAUUUUUGACUUCAUGGACACGCUUUCAGACCUUAAAAUGAAAGAAUACAAGCGCUCCACUCUUAAUGAACUGGUGGACUACAUUACAAUAAGCAGAGGCUGUUUGACAGAGCAGACUUACCCUGAAGUAGUUAGAAUGGUAUCUUGCAAUAUCUUCAGAACUCUCCCACCUAGUGACAGCAAUGAAUUUGAUCCAGAAGAAGAUGAGCCCACCUUGGAGGCAUCGUGGCCACAUUUACAGCUUGUAUAUGAGUUUUUCAUACGAUUUUUGGAAAGCCAAGAAUUUCAGCCCAGCAUUGCCAAAAAGUACAUAGAUCAGAAAUUUGUAUUGCAGCUGUUGGAGCUAUUUGACAGUGAAGACCCUCGAGAACGGGACUACCUAAAAACAGUCUUGCACAGAAUUUAUGGCAAGUUUCUGGGUCUUAGAGCAUUUAUCCGAAAACAGAUUAAUAAUAUUUUUCUACGAUUUGUUUAUGAAACUGAACACUUCAAUGGCGUAGCUGAACUGUUGGAAAUUUUAGGAAGUAUUAUCAAUGGUUUUGCUUUACCUCUUAAGGCAGAGCAUAAACAGUUCCUGGUGAAGGUGCUGAUUCCUUUACAUACUGUCAGGAGUUUAUCACUCUUCCAUGCACAGCUGGCAUAUUGCAUAGUACAGUUUCUGGAGAAAGACCCCUCGCUCACAGAACCAGUCAUCAGAGGCUUAAUGAAAUUCUGGCCAAAAACCUGCAGUCAGAAAGAGGUCAUGUUCCUAGGAGAGCUGGAGGAAAUCUUGGAUGUAAUUGAACCGUCACAAUUUGUCAAAAUCCAGGAACCCUUGUUUAAACAAAUUGCCAAGUGUGUCUCUAGUCCUCAUUUUCAGGUGGCUGAAAGAGCACUGUAUUAUUGGAAUAAUGAAUACAUCAUGAGUUUGAUAGAGGAGAAUUCAAACGUUAUACUUCCCAUCAUGUUUUCCAGCCUUUAUAGGAUUUCUAAAGAGCACUGGAAUCCGGCUAUUGUGGCUUUAGUCUACAACGUGUUGAAGGCUUUUAUGGAGAUGAACAGCACCAUGUUUGACGAGCUGACAGCCACUUACAAGUCAGAUCGUCAGCGUGAGAAGAAGAAAGAGAAAGAACGCGAAGAACUGUGGAAAAAACUGGAGGAUUUGGAAUUAAAGAGAGGUCUUAGACGUGAUGGAAUAAUUCCAACUUAACAAAAAAACAAAACAGCAUUAUUAACCUGUGGAGUCACACAUUUAUGUAGUAGAAGAUGGAGCAACAGUUUUCUGUAUUGUGCAACUUUACAGUAGAUUUCACAUUUGUUUCAUUAUUACAACAGCACUGUAUAUACCUGUCUCUAAGUAAAGGAAAAAAAUAAGGACUUUAAUCCAAAGUUUGGACAGCAGAUGGACUUCUCAGAACUUUGCAAACAUAAUCAUUGUUUUAACCCUUCUUAAAAACCAGUCUUCAAAGAUCUGUUGAUGAAAAUUGCAAUGUCAAAUUCCAUUGUCAGGACCUGUUCCUUAUUUAUCAUUAGCAGAGAGUAUAAUACAACUUUCGAAUGUGAACAAUCUUAAAAUUUAGCUUGUCUUUCUGCUAAACUGUUAAGUGUAUUUAUAGUAAAAGAGAAAAAAAGACUGUCAUUUCCUUAUGAGUUUGUGUAACAUCCUCCUUCUCUGGAUAACUUUACUGUAAUUUGACUUUUUUUUUUUUCCUUUUGCACAUCUUCAUAAGUUGAAUGUCCAUUCAGAUCAGGACCAUGAAAAAACAUGGGUCCUGAAUAAAAGUUUUGUUUACUGGUGUGAGCAUUUUUUAGUACCAGGCUGUCUCUGGUGCUUCUUUAAUUUGAACAUUAGGAGUAAAAAAAAAAUAGUAGGUGAUAAACAUAGUAGAAAAGGGAGCUUUGGAUUCACGCACCUAUUUAUUGCAAAUCCAAAUUAGUGUCCACAAUCCUUUAAAAAUGGGCAGUGGUAACACCCUAGAUUUCAGUACCUAACCAGUAUUAGUGUUAUGGAAUUGGACACAAAUACCAGACCUGUUUUAGAAAUACUAAUUGCUAAACUAUUACAGUAUGUUUUUAUUGGACCAUUUUGAAAGAAUAAAGACAAACACUAAACAGUGCAAGCAUGAAAUUGAUCUCCAAUGGUCAUGGAUCUGAUUGGGAAAUGAGUUGAGAUAGCAGUUUGGACUGUUUGGAGUUGUUGCCUUACUUUUUAAUAUGUAUUUAUAAAGUGUUCCAGCAAAAGAGGAUGUAGCCUCUAAGAAACAUACUAUAGUGUUUUUGUGGUUUUAGUACUAUUACUCAUCACAAUACCAGCCCUGUGAUCUUAGCUGGAAAGGAUUCUGGAUAAUAUACUUCUGCAUUCUCAUCUGGAUGCUCAUUCCUAACUACUGUAUUUGUUACCAAAAGUGGUUCUACAAAUGCUACUGAAAAAAUUCUGGAAAUCCUAAUGUUCUGAGUAUUAAUAAUAAAGUUUAAAAUGCUUUUAUAUCAAAGGUGCAUUGUGACCAAAUUGUUUAAAACAAAAGAAAAAAAAAAAAAAACAAAGAAGAGGGCUGUAUUAUAAGUAUACAUUAUUGGCUAUCUGCUUUGUAUUUGAAAGUGGAAUCUUACAUCUUUGGUAGGUAAAAUGCUGAUAAGACUUAUGUACAGUAUAUAUUUAGCUAAUGCAGUUGCAUUAUUAUAUACCGAAAGGUAUGUGUUUUGGGAUUUUUCUCCAGGAUGCUUUUGAACUGUUAUAGACAUAUGACAACAGUGAAUUGAUAAUCCUAAACCAUCAAUCCAGCAGUAUUUACAGUAUAAAACUGAAUUGGUGUUCAUGAGUCUUUGUGAUAGUUGCAAACAUGAAUUUAUGACCUGUUGCCAUUGAUAGAAGUACAGUAUAAAUACAAGCUUGUAUGUUUUUCUUCCUACCAUUUAAACAUACAGUAGGAUUUGAAGUUUUCUUGUUUCCAGACACAGAAAAGAGGAAAAAAAGAAUUCCCUCCUAGACUACUGACUGUUUCAGGAUUAUCAGGUCACCGUUUGUACUCCUGGGUCUGCACACACAAAUGUUGUAAACUCAACAAUUUUGUAAAAGGUUGGCACUGUUAAUUCUGGAAAGAAAAGGUGGAACUACUCAUAUGCAACACCAAACACAAUGGGAUUAAUGAGUUUAUUUAAAGAACACUGACUGGGACGCAAUGUAAAUUAGGCAGUUACUGUCAUAGUUGAAACAUUUUAUUUUAAAGUGCUGAAGCAAAGGUGCAAGCUGAAAUACUGAAGAUUAAAUAAAUUUAUAACAAAUCAUGUCCCUU
This is a messenger RNA of Cygnus atratus (black swan), 4179 nucleotides long. It is a transcript of the gene PPP2R5E, whose product is annotated as protein phosphatase 2 regulatory subunit B'epsilon. Gene Ontology annotation, cellular component: cytosol; nucleus; protein phosphatase type 2A complex. The coding region runs from base 693 to 2096 and encodes 467 amino acids. Gene Ontology annotation, molecular function: protein phosphatase activator activity. Gene Ontology annotation, biological process: signal transduction; protein dephosphorylation. NCBI's taxonomy places the organism in Eukaryota, Metazoa, Chordata, Aves, Anseriformes, Anatidae. The transcript has 14 exons. The record is from RefSeq and is a predicted model, not a curated record.